Molecule: messenger RNA, 1806 nt
Organism: Cladocopium goreaui
Lineage: Eukaryota; Dinophyceae; Suessiales; Symbiodiniaceae
Source: the annotation of a GenBank genome assembly
UUGCACCCCAGCAUUCCGGCCAUGGCAACAGCCGAAGAACUUCUUCAGGAACUGGAGCGAGAAAGAGCAGCCAGACAGGAGCUCGAAGAAGCCCUACAGAAAGCGGCUGAAUAUGGCUGUCAGCUCAGUGCGCAGGUGCAGGAGCAGCAGCAGACAAUCCUGGAGUACAGAGAAAAGGUCCAAAGCUUUGAAGAGACUCCAUCGGUGAAAAGUCAGGCGCAGAGCUUUCGCAGGAUGUCGCAAAGUCGUCGCGCAAGCACUGUCGCGUUUGGCUCCGAUACCAUGAGCAAGGUUGCUUUUCUGCCUGGAAGUGCUGACAGCGAUGAUGAGGACAAAAAGCGGCCGGGCAACGCGACGCAACGCCGAGGUCGUGGAGGAAAAACGAUGAUGGUCGAAGAUUUGAUGCAGCACAACCAGUCGUUGGAGGAAGAUGUGAGGCGGUUGCAGCAAAAACUUGAGGAGCAGGAGGAUUCAGAUGAGGACUCUGACGAAGGACAGCUCAGACCAAAGAGACGUUCAAGGAAAGGUUUAAGACCCGACCAGUUUGAGGGUCACAAUGAAGAAGAAGUUUGGGUCGAAGAAGACUCUGAGGUGCAGAUCAGCAAUCUCCGGCAGCAACUGCAAGAAGCUCGGAAGGAGUUUGCUGCGAAACAGAGGGCCCUGGAGGCGGAGGUGGAUGCAAAGAAGCAAGAAAUCCAGGAACAUCGACAGGCCGAGCAGGAAGCCAAAGCAAGUAACUCACAAAGUGUGGCGAAGUUAAAGGCAUUGCAAAAGCAGUGUGAAGUACUCGCAGAAGAAAACGAAGAAGCUGAAAAGCAGCUGCGGAUGGCGAGAGAAAAAGAGCAUGAGUUGACUUUGCAGCUGGAAGAGCAGACGCUAAGAAAUGAGGCCCGGCAUUCCCGUCGAUGGAUGCCAACAGCUUGUGAAGAAGCACUACGCGGGGCAGCCGGAGCGUCUUUGGCCGAUGAGUUCCAGGAUAUGGAAGGAGGGGAGGACCGGGAGGACAAUGAGUCAGAAGUGCAUGAGGACCAGUCACAAGAAGGUGAUGCGGCCAUGGCCAAGAUAGAAACGCUGCAGCUGGAACUGGAGAAUGCCAAGGCAGUGGCAACAAAAGAAAGGCAACAGGUCGAAGAAAGACUUGCAACCUCAGAGGCUCAAGCAGCAAAAGAGAUCCAGCAGCUUCAAGAAAAGCUUGAAGCAGCGAAGGCAGAGACAGCAGCUGCACUACAGCAGAAAGAGACAUUGCAGGAGCACUUGCAAGCGGUGAUGGCCGAAAGUUCCAAGCUUCGGAAGGAGCUCCAGGUGUUGCAGGAAUGCAAGGAGGUGAGAAUUGGAGAGGAGAGGUCUGAAGAAGAGGAAUCGUUUUGGAGCAGGGUCAUCAGCACCAUCGCAUGUGCUCGAACUCCUUCGAAGCCAAACACCAGCGCACGUCAUGGGAGUCCAGGUAGUCCAAGCAAGGAGUCUGUGCGCCUGGCAAUUCCAGAAGCGGCUGAGCAGGCCAGCACUGGGAAUGAAGGAGGACUGACUGAUACCUCGUGAUAGGUACUGGUUGUAUGUGUUUUGUUGUGGCACCUGCUGGUUCUAUGCCGAAACUGCUGGCUAGCGUGCCUUGUUUUUGAAGUCUUGGGAAGCACAUUUGUUUGUUGCCUAGUUCAGUCUAUGUCCUCGAUGUAUAUUGAUGCAAUUUAACUUAGGUACAUCCUCACAAUCCGACUGAAGUCGUUUGUCCAUGAAAUGGCAGAAAGCCACAUGGUGUCUCACACUAAAGAGCAAAGGCCUCCAAUAACCCGUGCGAAAAGUCCAGAA